AUGUCCUUUAACAAAAUAAAACCAUUUCAAACGAAGUCACUUUUGGAUUAUAAGGGAAAAGUACCUCCAGAUGAUUUUCCAUUACCAAAUUCUGCAACUUUUGUAAUGUGUAAACCAAACAGUGAUAGUGAUGCUUCAACUUCAUCUGUGUUUCUAGCUGAAACAAAAUGGGCUUCAAAUGAAGACAAUGUUGUUUUAGGACUAAACGAAAGGGUCGGGUUAGAAACCAAGUCAUUUGCAAAUGAAAAUAAUAUUGAAUUAGUGAAUGAUACGGCUGACAGUGACAUUGUGAUAAACCCAAAACUACAGGCGACGGUUUCCAAUGGUCAGCCUACACAAUCACAAUCUGAGCAAAGACCGUGA
This is a messenger RNA of Parnassius apollo (apollo), 363 nucleotides long. NCBI's taxonomy places the organism in Eukaryota, Metazoa, Arthropoda, Insecta, Lepidoptera, Papilionidae. The record is from the annotation of a GenBank genome assembly.